This is a messenger RNA of Pocillopora verrucosa, 2805 nucleotides long. Lineage: Eukaryota; Metazoa; Cnidaria; Anthozoa; Scleractinia; Pocilloporidae. The record is from RefSeq and is a predicted model, not a curated record.
GUUGGUCGGCUUAGUUAACAGGCCUUAGUUAAACUCUGCAUCAUCUUCGCGCUACAGAAGACCCAUAUAUUCAGAAAAUAUGUCUGAAAUCGAGUAUUAUGACCUUAUAUUUGAGAUAAGUACGAAAAUUGACGUAAACCAAUUAGAAAGAUUGAUUUUUAUGUGCACAAAGAAGAUCUCAGAAGGCAGUGAAGGAACUAUAAAAAGUGCACGCGGAUUAUUUAAAGAACUUGAGAAACAAGGUUACCUCGGAAUCGACCGGUUAGAAAAUUUAAAAGAGAUUUUGAAACAGUUGAAGAAGCGAUCCAUGCUCAAGAAGGUGGAAGAGUUUGAGAUCAAGAGAAGAGCUCAGUCAGUUGGCAUCAUUGCUUCAUUUAAGCAGGCUGCUGUCAAUUUGAAAGGAGCGAUCAAGAUGGUUUGUAAUUUUCGCACAAUUGGUGGUGCUCUCCUGGUAGUUAGUAGUGGCAUGGCUCUCCGUAGCUGCUCAACUCUUGAUGAGUUUGUGGAGACCUUCAACAAAGUUGUACUGGUUGCAUACACCAAUCUGGUUGAGAUCAGUGAGGGAUCUCUGUGCUUUACAAUACAAGCAGAGACGCCAGCGGCUCUAAAGGAAUUAUGGAACACCUACAAAGAUGGAACAUUACAGAGACGUCUUCAAAAAUUUCUAGUUACCGAUGACAUCAAACAGUUGACAGAUGCAAAAGACAUUGAGCUGGCUGUUUUCAUCGAUGAGCAAGAGUAUGUGAUGUCAUUUAAUUUUCUGCAAAAUGAAGUUAUGACCAAUUCUUACGUUUACAUAGAACCUGCCCUCCCCCCUCGAACAAUGUUGGUGAAAUUAAACAGUCUCCACGUCUUGGUCAAGUUUACAGAGUACAAUUCAACAUUCUUUGGGGGAGAGGGGGAAGGAUUUGAUUUUAGUAAUUUUGCGUUAAGUGUCUUAAGACUUUUAACCUCCUCUGUGGGUCAAACAGUGAGAAACAUGUUUCGUCAAGCAGUGCCUGAUUUGAAAGUAGAGCGGUUUCGAAGGAAAUCUGACUCCUUCUUUCACAUCAAUUCAAAUCAGAGAGAGAUUGCAAUGAUGAAGCUGACACAAGCAAAAAACCAGUUGAGCUUUGAAAGACAAGUUCAUGGAGAGGAAAUAAAGAAACUAAAGGAGAAGACUAUCCUGGCAAGAGAGCCGAGGGCGCCAAAUAUCAAACAGGAAGAACUGCCUGGACGAAGAACUCGAAGGCAUUCGGAGUCUUUUCUUUAUUACAAACGAAAUGAGGUCGAGGUAGCUUCGAUGAGGCAAUUGGAGCAAGCAGAAGAAUGGAGGAAAGAGAAACAGAUUUUUGAAUUAAAGAUCGCAGAGCUUGAAGAAAAUCUGAAAGCAGAAAGGAUGAGCAAUAUGGACCGUAAGCAUUCAGAAGCUACGACUCUCGGGAGACCAUGGAAGAGGCGACGCAGAAAUUCUGAUUCUAACUUGUACCACAUGGCAAGAAAAGAGGGGGUUGAACAAACUGGAAAACAACCAGAGCGAACUUUAGAAGGAGGAGCACAAAUGGAUUUAGAGAGGCGUAUGUUCGUGCAUAAUUAUUUGCAGAAUAGGAGACUUAAAUUUAGCGUUCGUUUUAAAAUUUAUCCCCAGAUAAAUUUUCGUUAUUUGCUGUAUUUUUCAUCCUCUUCCGUGGUGACAUUGAACCGUACUCCCCAGCCGUGUUAUCAAUAUUUGACUCAGUAAAUUAAAGGAGAGGUUAGUCACCUCAUUUCCCAUAAAAGUGAAAUUGAUUAUCUGUCCUUUGUUAUCGAAGCGAAGAAUAGGGCUGCACGAAAACCUUGUUGACGUGUCUGCUUCUUCUGGAGGUGAUAAUUUUCUAACCUCGAGGCUGGAUUGUGGCAAACAGUGGACCUGAUAUCAAUGAUGAGAGAAUUGGAGGUCUUUAGCAGAAAAGAAUAUGGAAAGAAGCCACGUUCAUAUGUACAACAGAGGAGAAUUUGUCGUGUCUUAUAAGGUUCAUAAGGCAUGAAGAGCCGACUAAUUAGUAAUUUUGCGGCGGAAAGUGAGGUAAACCAUCAAGGCUAACCGAGUUAGAUUAUACUCAGUUUCAGCUGAAUUAUACAAAAUACAGAGGCCACUUUUCAGACAUGUACUUUUUAUAAUCAAUUGGACUAUUUUAUUCAGGAAAUAGACGAUUGUCUGAGACCCAAGUGACCCAAACUCAGAUUUAAAGCGGCUUCGUUUUAGUUUGAUCGGAUUUUUAGUUCGAUCCUCACUAAUUAUGACGGUAUUUUGUCGAACAGGCAGCUAUGCUAAAUACUAAGAAACAAAAAACGUUGGGUCUAUGAAUUGUAACUUCUUCGGUUACAUUCAUUAAAUCUGUAAAGGUGUUGAGGUGUUUACUGAUUUAAGUAGUCAGGCUUUGGUGACUUCGAUGCUGGUUCAAAGUGUAGAAAGAGCCCACUUUUUAAGCCGUAAGUAUGAACCAGGAGGGUGAUGGGGGUAUUUUAUCUUUUUCGUGGAAAAGAGGUUGUAGCUUGGUUGUCUGGAACAAACGAACGAACAAACGAAAGAACACACGAACGAGCGAACAACCGAACGAACGAACGCACGAACGAACGAACAAGCGAACGAACGAACACACGCACGAACGAGCAACCGAACGAACGAACACACGAACGAAGAAUGAAAGAACAAAUGUACUAAGGAAAAAAAAAGAAACGAACGAGCGAACCAAUGAACAAGCGAAAGAACGAAUGAACGAGCCAACCAAUGAGCAAAUGUACGAACGAACGAAUAAAUGGAAGAAUGAAAAAAUGAACGACAGA